Messenger RNA from Rodentolepis nana, 1185 nucleotides. Lineage: Eukaryota; Metazoa; Platyhelminthes; Cestoda; Cyclophyllidea; Hymenolepididae. The record is from the annotation of a GenBank genome assembly.
AUGGAGUACACAACAUCGUACGCGCUAGAACAUUCUGGAACGCAUGGAGGUGAUGCCAGCGGUGGUAGGGAGCAAAAGAGAUGGCGAGUAGUUGCUCCGCACUCAGAUUCCAGUGACAUCUUCACAAUGAGAUUAGUCUACAUCCCCGUAACAAUCUGCGCCUACAUCACACCAGCUCUGAUUGUAGGCUGCUGGUUUGGAAUGGCUCGGCAGUUCAAAUCGGGUCUGGGACUUUGUAUUGGACCGGAUCUCCUAGGAUAUCGGUGGCCACUUCUGGCGCCUAUUACAGCUGUGGUCUUAUUCAACCUCAUAGUUCUAAUAACAGUCGGUUGUGUUGUACUUCGCAACUACCUUGCGAUUCGCCGAAGUCGAGUCAACAAAUCAACGCACCUUCUUGUGUUGGCUCAGCUUAUGCUCACUCUGGGGAUACCCUACAUGCUCAUCUACGUCCAAAUUAUAAGCCCCGUCUUUAUGCUCCUCAUUCUGCCAAUAGGAAUUGCUCUAACCGCCGUCUUCAUGUUUCUUUUGGUCGCUGUAAUCGAUGAUGAAAAUCGACACCUUUUGCGUAUUUUCCUAAAAACAAUGUGUAAGGCUGGUCGGCAUGGCGGUAAAUACCCUGGCAACAUUUCAAACGGAAGAAUGCACCUGGCGGAUACUGUUAAAUCAACGACAAUCUCCUCCCCAGACGCGUUUCUGGUUACUGAUGCUCUCCACAAUCAUAUGGCAUCAGCAUCGAGUGUGAAUAAUAGCAGUAACAAUAGCAAUCAUGAAUAUUUUGCUCGCUCACGAAACCGAUUUGCUAUGGAUGGUGAUCUAACUACAGGUAUUCUCCGGCAGGCAAUGAGUGACGGUAGCUCUGGUAUUGAAGAUUUCAAACCCACUGUCUUAGUUCCCCUUGAAGUAGCACAGCUACCGACUCAGUAUUAUUAUAAUCCCCAAUCUCCCCAUCACAAAGCUCCAGUGAUACGUUUCGAGUCGUUACAUGAUCUUGUUAUGGCUCCAUCGACAGAAUACAAUGAUGUUGGUCGAAUUAUUCAUAGUCCUAUGACCGAUAUUGCUUAUUCUGAUGGCGUUGGAACUCAGCAUUUCUACCCCAAGUCAAGGAAACAGUUUGUAAACAAGGCUGCUGCAUCACCUAGUCUUGUUCAUUCAUAUUACAUGGAUGGUAAAAACCGUGGAUUUUAA